This is a messenger RNA of Paramecium pentaurelia, 1613 nucleotides long. Lineage: Eukaryota; Ciliophora; Oligohymenophorea; Peniculida; Parameciidae. The record is from the annotation of a GenBank genome assembly.
AUGAAAAGAUAUCCAAAAAAAAAUAUUGAUUAGAUUUAAAACAAAAUAGAAUAUGAGGCUUCUCAUAGAAAAAGUUUUUUUUAAAGAAAAUUUGUCAGAAUGGAAUGGAGCAGAAGGAAAAUCCCAAAAGUUUAAGGAGAAUUUGAUUUACAAAUUGAAGUUAUGUUAAUAGGUAAACAUAAUUUACCAAAGAAGAAAUAAUUGAUGGUUUGGUAAAAUAUAAUGAAAACAACUAAAAGAAAUGUAUUAAAAUAAAUUUAUUCAGGGUGAUAAUUGCUGGCUAGAUUACGAAAAUUCAAUACUUGAGAGCCUACAAAACGAAGAAUAUGGAGAAGGGAUAAAAUUAACAAAAUGCUUUGAUGAAAUAAUUAUUUUCGGGGAAGUUGCCUCUUUAUUCCCUAUUAUAAGGAGAUUUACAAUUCAAUUAGAUUUCUUAAAACAAUUUGAAGUGAUAAAAUAAAUUUCAUAAGAAGUACUAUUUUUUACUACAUUAGACAUAUAGAAUUUAAAGAAGAAAUGGAUCUCGUGAUUAUUAGUGUUCUAUUUACUAGAAAAAUUAACUCACAUCAUAAAUUGAAGCAUAAUUGGAAAAAUAAAUUUAUAUUUAAAGAAGAAUAAACUAUGAAUAUUUGCAACAGUUUUAUGAGGUAUUUGAGAGCCCCGAAUAGAUCAUUGUAAUUACUGAAUUGACUCUAGGAGGAACAUUGAGUAAUUAUAUUUAAAAAUUUCCUACACUUUCUGAAGAGAAGGCUCAGAAAUUAAUGUUUAAGAUUUUCAAAGGGUUGGCUUAUCUUCAUUCAAAAAAUAUAAUGCAUAGAGAUAUUAAACCAGAAAAUAUUUGGCUUGGAUUAAAUGGAAGUUUAGAGAAUCCCUGUUUAAGUUCUUAUGGAUUGGCUGAGAUAGUAUAAUAGAAUAUUGGUUCAGCAGAUUCAGAUAAUGAAUAAUAAACUCCUGAAUAUUUAAUGCAAAGAUUUGGCACACCUGGUUAUACAGCCCCUGAAAUAUUAAGAAAUGAAUAUUAUGAUCAAAAGGCAGAUGUUUUUAGUGCAGGAAUCGUUAUGUAUUACUCCUUAUGCGGAAAAAUUCCUUUUUAAGGACCUAAUUUAUAAUGUGUAAUAGAGUCCAAUUUAGAAUGUCAUAUUGAUUAUUCUAAGUUGUAUUUAAGUGAUGAAGGUGUUAAUUUUAUAAGAAGCAUUUUAAAUGAAAAUCCUAAUGAAAGAAUAAGUUCUUAAUUAGCUUUAAACCAUCAAUGGUUUAAAAAAGAGAGAUUGUCAGAAGUUAUGGAAUUUAAAGCAAGUUAAAAGUUAAAGUAAUUAACAGAAAAAAACAGUUCAUAGAGAGGAUAGAUGAAAUCCUAUAAUUAAUAAGCACUCUCUCAGGAUGCAAGUCCUUUAAGUCCACAAUCUCCUCAAAUAACUAAAUUAUAAAGGUAAAAUUCAGAUUUUCGUAUUCGUGCAUAAUGCAAUAGUUUUAGUCCAGAAGUGAGUUAAUUUAGAAAAUAAUCCUCAUUUACAUCAAAGUCAAAUAGAAUUUCUUAAAAUCAAGUGAGUCCUUUGAAUGAUGAAAUAAAGAAAAGUAGAUAUUAAAUGAAAAAGUCCAUUUUUAAAAAUUGA